UAGAUGCAUCUGCAUAGCGCAUGCAAGUCUUAUGUAUCUUCAAGUCUACCUCUUAAGCUGCACCAGGGUUCUUUGAUCCUUCCCGUGCGGAUGUCCGUAACAAAAGGACCCCGCGGUUUUUAGGAUAGGCUGGUUUAGAUACUCGUAUAUUAAUAAUACAUAGGUAUGUAGAAAGAUUUAUAAGAGAGUUAUGCUCUUCAACUCUAUAGACUUAAAUUCUCGGUCUGUUACCUAGGUACCUAACGUAUCUUCCUUGUUCGUUUCUACCGUAUACAAUUAUUACCUACCGACUCAUCUUACGUACGUACGUACCAAUUCUACCGCACGUAAGAAAUAUAUUACGAAUAGUGGGUAGAGUAAUAGGCGGGGUAUACGAGAAUAAGACCUAUCUAAAUAUCUGGAGAGAAAAAAAAGAGAAAUAAAAUCAUGAGUUCCGCCGCCGCAGCCGCAGAGCAGAAGAUAGAAGACAGAAAAGAGACGGGCACGUACGAAGCCGGCUGCCACUGCGGCUACAUCAAGUUUUCCGUCACCUUAUCACCGCCAUUCCCCGAGUACAAGAUCCUCAACUGCAGUUGUUCCGCGUGUUCUCAUCUGGGGUAUCUGCUCGUUUACCCCAAGGCCUCUGAUAUCGUAUGGCAUAACAACAGCCGGGAGCGGUGCGCCAGCUACCGCUUCAACACUAAGCAGAAGGACCAGAUGUUCUGUCCUAAGUGCGGUGCUAGCCUGGGCAUCGACUUCUUGGAUGUGUUCAAGGAGCAUGUGUAUGGUAUUAGCGCCCGCUCGUUCUACGGCAUGGACCUCGACACUUUGACGUAUAAGAAGAUGGACGGGAUGCGCAAGGUCGAGCCCGCGCAUGAUUUGUCUGGGCAUAUAUGGGACGAGGAGAAGCAACAGCUAACCUAACCGAAGACCCUGAAAGUUUAUGAGUAGGUAGAGAGUGCCGUUGGUGCUAGAAAAUGAAAUGGUAUGAGAAGUCAAGAAUCCACCAGGUUUCUAGCGAGUCCGUACACAAUUUAAAGUCCUCUUAUGAUAGCUAUACAUUUACCUAUAGCUCUCUUUCUAAUCUGCUAUCAUCCGUGUCUACAUCGGAGAUGCCGGGUCGAA
Messenger RNA from Daldinia loculata, 1104 nucleotides. RefSeq lists its product as uncharacterized. Gene Ontology annotation, molecular function: carbon-sulfur lyase activity. NCBI's taxonomy places the organism in Eukaryota, Fungi, Ascomycota, Sordariomycetes, Xylariales, Hypoxylaceae. The transcript is spliced from 4 exons. The coding region runs from base 427 to 903 and encodes 158 amino acids. The record is from RefSeq and is a predicted model, not a curated record.